Molecule: messenger RNA, 3730 nt
Organism: Corylus avellana
Lineage: Eukaryota; Viridiplantae; Streptophyta; Magnoliopsida; Fagales; Betulaceae
Product: pentatricopeptide repeat-containing protein At5g39350-like
Biological process (GO): RNA modification
Molecular function (GO): protein binding; RNA binding
Source: RefSeq, a predicted model, not a curated record
CAUAACUGUAAAACGAACGGAUGCUCAGGUUUUUUCAGCUGGUACGGACUGUAAAUGGAGGGAAACCCCGAAAAAGAAAUAUGCCAGCAACGGUCAACAUGGUUUUGAGUCCAAUAAUUCCAAGGCGUUUUCUUUGUGCUCUUUCUCGUCCAAGUCCAAUGCCACCUUCUUUCAGAUUCUUUGCUACGCUUCCAUGUCCCCCAAAAUUCUCUCCUCUGGGAGCUAGACAAUCCAUGAACACGCCUCCGUUGCUUAGUUCAAGCAAUCCCAGAAGAGCUGAGUUUCUGCGUCUGGCAAGGCUUUGCCGAAGCAUCAAACAAGUGGAGCCUCUGAUGUCACUUCUAAUAGUGAAGGGUCUGAUUGAAGACGAGUCUUCCAUAGGAGAAUUCGUUUGGUCUUGUUUUUAUCUGGGUGCUCCAGAUGUAGCUGUCUCUGCAUUCCGACGAAUCAAAAAGCCCAGCGUGGUGUUGCAGAAUUUGAUGGUCAGGUGCCUUUGCAAUUGUGGACUAUACGAAGAUGUCAUGUUUCUCUAUCUGAGUUGUCGGGCUUCGGGUUUGCCGUCUGAUGAUUUCACGUUUCCUUUUGUGAUCAAGGCGUGUUCGGCUCUAAAUGCACUGCGAAUCGGAAAGGAGGUUCAUUGUGUUGUUUUGAGAACUGGUUUUGAGAAAAAUUUGGUUGUACAGACGACUUUGGUUGAUCUCUAUGCGAAAUCUGGUUGCGUGGGAACCGCACGUACGCUGAUUGAUAGAAUUCCACAUCCAGACAUAGUUUGUUGGAAUGCGUUGAUUGCGGGUUAUUCUUCAAAUGGGCUUGAUGAGGACGCCUUUGAGGUUUUCAGGCAGAUUCUUAUGAUGGGUUUGAAGCCCAAUGUGAGCACUUUUGCCAGCAUAAUUCCUGUCUGCGCUCGUUUGGGAUGUUUGGAUAUUGGAAAAUGUCUUCAUGGCUUCGCUGCCAAGUCUGGAUAUUUUUCAAAUGAUUUUUUGGUUCCUGCUUUAAUUUCAAUGUAUGCUGGUGAUGUCAAUUUAUCUAGUGCGAGGAGUUUGUUUGAUUCGUUACUUGAAAAGAAUGUUACCGUUUGGAACGCUAUGAUCUCUGCAUAUACACAGAGGCAAAACACUUUUGAAGCCUUUAAGGUGUUCCAGCAAAUGAUCCGUGCUGGGUUGCAGCCUAAUUUGGUCACUUUUGUGUCCCUUAUUCCAUCAUGUGAGAAUGCCAAUAGCCUUUGUGUUGGUGAAUCCCUUCAUGCAUGUGUUAUAAAGCAUGGGUCAGAAGAUCAGCUUCCCGUGUUAACUUCCCUUGUAUCAAUGUAUUCUAAGCUUGGAGAUGUCAAUUCAGCUAUCUUUCUUUUUUACCAGAUGCCCCAAAAAAACCUCCUCUUAUGGAAUUCAAUGGUUUCUGGACAUGUGUAUAAUGGCCAAUGGGAUGCAAGUUUGGUCACAUUUCGUGAAAUGCAGUUUGCAGGAUGCAAUCCUGAUGCAGUCUCCAUUGUUAAUAUCCUUUCUGCCUGCUCCAAGCUAGAGGCUGUUUUGCUAGGCCAGUCUGCCCAUGCAGUUAGUGUUAGAAAGGGUAUUGACUCAAACCUUAAUGUGACAAAUGCACUCUUGGCCUUUUACUCUGAUUGUCAUCAGCUCUCCUCUUCCUUUCAGUUGUUUAAUUCAAUGGCUGGAAGAAAUGCUGUAUCAUGGAAUGCUUUGAUAUCUGGGUGUGUAAGCAAUGGUGAUGGGGAAAAGGCGGCUGUCCUUUUUCACCGGAUGCAGAAAGAGGGCACGGAGUUGGAUUUGGUUACCCUGAUUAGUAUUCUCCCCAUUUUCUGCAAGAGCAAAAAUCUAGUGCAAGGAAGGGCUUUACAUGGUUUUGCUAUGAAAACUGGUUUUGACUCCGACGUUUCUUUAGUCAAUGCACUUAUUAGCAUGUAUUGUUACUGUGGAGAUCUUGAAACUGGGAGGUCACUCUUUGAAACCAUGCCUCAAAGAAGUGUUGUCUCUUGGAAUGCUCUAAUAACUGGCUUUCGACGAUGUUACAACUUACAGCAUGAGGCUUUGAUCUUAUUUAGUCGAAUGGUAAAAGAGGGUCAGAGGCCAAAUUCUGUAACCUUGCUAAAUAUAUUGCCUCUAUGCUGCAACCAGUUGCAGGGUAAGUCUAUACAUGCUUUUGCAGUGAGAACAGGAGUUGCAAAAGAAACCCCUCUUGUUUCAUCUCUUAUAUUCAUGUAUGCCAGAAUUGAAAUUUUAAAUUCAUGUCUAUUGCUGUUUCAAAUGGGAAAUAGGGGGGAUAUUUCUCUGUGGAAUGCUAUUAUGUCUGUGCACGUCCAAUCAAAAAAUGCCAAAAAGGCAGUCGCUUUCUUCUGUGAUUUGCUUCAACUGGGACUGCAGCCUGACAAAAUCACAGUCCUGAGUUUAAUUUCGUCGUGUGUUCAGUUAAAUAGCAUAAAUCUCACCCACUCUGUACUGAGUUACCUGAUACGCAAGGGCUUUGACAAAGACAUGGCCAUCUGUAAUGCCCUAAUAGAUUUGUAUGCAAGAGGUGGACACAUUUUAAAUGCAAAGAAACUGUUUGACGGGUUGGUUGAAAAGGAUGCUAUAUCUUUCAGUGUGAUGAUCAACGGGUAUGGGUUGCAUGGGGAUGCUGAAGCUGCCCUUGACCUUUUGUCUCAGAUGGAAGUUUCAGGGAUGAGACCUGGUGAUGUUAUUUAUUUGAAUGUUUUAUCAGCUUGCAGCCAUUCUGGCUUAGUUGAGAAAGGACGCGCGGUGUUCAACUCUAUGGUAGAACUAGGAAUAUCGCCAAAAAUGGAGCACUAUGCUUGCGUGGUUGACCUUCUCGGGAGAAUAGGUCACUUGAAUGAGGCUUAUGACAUUGUUAAGGGACUGGCUUGUAAACCUUCUGUAAGUAUGCUUCAGUCCUUGUUGGGUGGUUGCAGAAUCCAUGGCAAUGUUGAACUCGGAGAGAGAAUUGGUGAGAUGCUCUUUGAAAUAGACCCAGAAAAUUCUAGAUCAUAUGUAAUGCUUUACAAUAUCUAUGCUGCAGCUGGAAGGUGGACAGAUGCUGAUAAACUGAGGGCUGAUAUGGAACGAAGACAGUUGAGAAAAAUACCUGGAUUCAGUCUUCUUGUGGAAAAUGAACUUCAAGAGGAGGCAUUGUCUUGAAGCAUUGUGGACGGAACAAAUUAAAUUGAUUCAUGGACAACAUCGCCAAGUGAUAUUGUGCAUUUUCAAGGGAAAAUCAAUGAAGUUGACUAUCUGGCCAGAGAACCAAGAAGGACAGGGUAUCAAGCAAAUUGAACCAGAUUUGCCUGUGUUUAUCAUCUCCUGAUUUGUCCAGGGCCCAAAAACCUGGAGACACAUUCUUUUGACUCCUGGUUACCUGUCAGAUUGAGUCAUCAAAUGGAAACACUCGUAUAAGUGACAUGGUGGACAUGUUUUUGCCAAGCUAGAAGAGGUCAAUAUCGGGGAAUGAGGGAUUCAAUUUAGCUAGUUGGAUGUAGAAAUUCAAUUUAGCUAGGGAAUGAGGGAUUCAAUUUAGCUAGGGAAUGGGAAAUUCUGUUGGGAGAAAUCGGAUGAUGAAAACAACAAAGAAGCUGCUACAGUUACGAUGGACUGAAGUUGAGGAAAAGAGAAGAAUGUGUUUCUUCGUUCACACUAGGUGGUCGCAUACUGGAGGGAGCCGGGCUUGGCGAUUUGACAUGUUCGACAUACAGUCAGCUCAGCAUCCGAGCAGGUCCAGCUCAAUGUUU